GAAGAAAAAGGCGUGCUAGCUUUAAUAGAAAACGUUCUCGUUCUACUCAUUCAUUUUUUUCCUAAUAACAACUUCUUUACUAAAAUCGUGUCCUUAGCUUGACCUGUGCGUCUGACUAGUUGACAAAGAAAGAUAGAAACGGAGGUGUAAAUUCCGGGAGGGAAUAUUGCGCUAGGGUUUCUGCCAGAAAAGCCCGUUAAAUUUGAAUGUCGGAGUCUUUCCAUCAAUUGACCAUCCAGAACGCUUCAAAUCCGCUGUUUUCUUGAAAAUUAAAGAUUUAUAGUACUAUCAAUCUUGCUUCAGUAACUUCUGCGAUUUUCAGCCAUGACUGAGUUUUGGGUUAGUCAGGGUAACAAAUGGUGUGACUUCUGCAAAAUUUUCAUAUCCAACAAUCCUUCCAGCAUUAGGAACCAUGAGCUUGGUCAACGUCACAAAGAUAAUGUUGCCCAAAGGCUAAAUUCCAUGAGAGAGCAGAAACUUGCUAAAGAGAAAGAACAAAAGGAAGCUGCCCAUGCUCUUGAACAAAUUGAAGCAAAAGCUAAGCGCAGCUAUCAGAAGGAUAUGGCAAGUUUCCAGGAAGCAAGAGAUUCUAAUUUACAGGCAUUGGUGACUCAAGGUGAUGGCAAUGGGACUGCUAAUGGGUUUUCUGGUGAGUGGGAGAUGGACGGCUCAUCAGGCUACUACUACAAUCAAACCAGUGGUUUCUACUAUGAUCCAAAUUCUGGCUUCUACUACACUGAAGCUCUUGGUAAAUGGGUGCCACAAGAAGAGGCACUUGCGUCAAUUCGCGUUACUUUAGGAUCCAUCCAAAAGAAACUUGCUCUUAAAAAGCCAUCAUCAUCAGAAACUGGACCAUCAACAUUGCAUAAUAAAGGUUCUGUAACCUCUCAAAGUGCACCUCCACCUGGGCCCGUUGUUUCAAAUGCAUUAAAUCCUAUGAGAACUGCCAAGGGUGCUCCUUCGAAACUCACUCUCAACAAGCGGAAAAGGCAAGAUGAGAAGCCAAAAGUUGUAUCUGCAGAGGAAGUAGCUGCGCUUAAAGCAAGGGAAGCUGCUAAGAAAAGAGUUGAAGAGAGAGAAAAGUCGUUGCUUGGUUUGUAUAAGCACUGAAUUGUACUUGCUUCUGAUCUCUCCUUUUGAACAUAGCAGGUAUGACUUGCGGAGGAAAGUCUAGUUUUGAUUUAGAUUAAUAAAAGUUUACCGUAUUACAUUCCUGACAGCCAGAACAUUUGCUUGGUCCAGUAACUUCUUUUGAAUCUGAGGACAAAUUAAGUCCGAGACUUUUUUCCUUAGCUUCAUCUCCCUGUCCUCACCCUUCAAUGUGCUAAAUGGUAUUCUUCGACUUUUUGCCUGUUUGAUGUGACAUAUUUCCAUUUUGAGGUGCUUUGGCUUUCAAUAUAACUCCUGAAUUUCACAUGUUAUGUUCCUAUCCUAGGAGAGCAUUCUGUCAACCCAUUUGUAUAUUUUAUUUAUUCUCGAGUGAAAUAUGAUGUAUCUUCUUAGGAGGGUAUCAUUAUUCAGGGACUGGGGCCAGAACAAAUGUCUUGUUCUAUGUAAUGCUGGAGGAAAUUGAAAAACAGUAGAUCAUGACAGUUCAUUGAUAAUGGACAAACAUUUGUUUUCAAUGAUUUAUAGAUGAGAAUGUGAAAAGGGUUUAUGUGGCAGUUGUAGUAGCUUGGUUGGGCCAUAGGCUAAACCACUUAAAAACCCAAGUGAUGUUCUAGUCCCUGUGAACCCGGACUUUUGCCAUUGGGUCCUGAUAAGUUUCUUUGAUGAAGGAAGGGAAUUAUUGUACACUUGCACUGUUUUUCCAUUAUACUUUCACAGUUGGUGGUGCAAACAUAUCUCAUAAAAGCACACUUUCAUGCCAAGACAUAAAGCAAUCAAGAAAAAAGAAAAAGCAGGAGGGUCAAAAGAAAGAAAUCUGGUUCACCUUUGGCCAUACCACUUUGACUACUCUUUCGGUUCAUCACCGACUGACUUGACUUUCCCACCCCCUUCUGAGCACGUUGCAGGAAUUGUGUAGUAGAGUACUUUCUGCUGCAUUGCAGAGCGAGUCCUGCAAUGUGUAAUUCCUUCGUGGGCCAGCCAAUUAUAGAUGAAAACACAGGUUGGGAAAGGAGAUCUUCAAGCUGCCCUUUUAUCUUCUUUUCAUUUUGGCGGUGGACUGAUACGAACAAUUUAACAGUGUUGGCUGUGCUAUUUCAGCUGGAUGUAGAGUAAACAGUGGUGGUUUGCAUUGUAGCAUAAGAAAACGAAAUACUAUGGUGGCAUCGCUUUGUUAGUAUACUACGAUAUGUUAGAUAUGAAAAACAAACAUUUUGAUCUGUUUUUUCAGAAAUGAUUCUGCAGCAUGAUGCGUUUGUGAGGGAGUACUACAUGCUCUCUAUCUUUUUUACA
Coffea eugenioides is the source of this 2400-nucleotide messenger RNA. RefSeq names its product zinc finger protein ZOP1. NCBI's taxonomy places the organism in Eukaryota, Viridiplantae, Streptophyta, Magnoliopsida, Gentianales, Rubiaceae. The record is from RefSeq and is a predicted model, not a curated record. Gene Ontology annotation, molecular function: zinc ion binding; RNA binding. The transcript has 7 exons. Bases 325 to 1110 code for a protein of 261 amino acids. Gene Ontology annotation, cellular component: precatalytic spliceosome; nucleus. Gene Ontology annotation, biological process: mRNA splicing, via spliceosome.